This is a messenger RNA of Perognathus longimembris pacificus (Pacific pocket mouse), 216 nucleotides long. RefSeq names its product NADH dehydrogenase [ubiquinone] 1 subunit C1, mitochondrial-like. The record is from RefSeq and is a predicted model, not a curated record. Lineage: Eukaryota; Metazoa; Chordata; Mammalia; Rodentia; Heteromyidae. Gene Ontology annotation, cellular component: mitochondrion.
AUGGCAUCCUCAGCGCUGUUGCGCCCCUGGUCGCGGCUGCUGGCGCCCAUGCGCGGCCCUUCACGGUCCAAGUUCUACGUGCAAGAGCCGCUGCACGCCCAGCCCAACUGGCCCAAGGUCGUGCUGAGCUUGGCCGUCUCGGGCCUCCUGUGGUUCAACAUCACACGACAUCAAGAAGAUCUUUUAGAGUAUGAAAAAAGAAAUGGAUUAGAAUAA